AUGACAGUCUCCUCCCAGCGAUCGCCUUUUCUGGCUCUUCCUUCAGAGAUUCGCAACGAAAUCUAUGCGUACGCGUUCGAAGACGGCGAGCUUGAAAUCGAUCAGCAAUACCGAGACCGCACGACACCCGCUCCGGGACUGGUGUUUGCGUGUCGACAGACGUACGAGGAGGGAUUGAGCAUGUACUACAACGCAUUGAGCAUCGUCAGCAAAGAUCCAUGGAUCUUGAAGAUGUGGUUAUCAUAUUUGAACUACUUGCCGGACGGACACCAGUUCAAGUUGAUCAAGAGGGCGUAUCUUGAUUGUCGAAACCGAUCCGAGCAGAUGUUGCCUCUACAGUUGGGACAGCGAUUUGCUUUGAACCACCAUACGCAGCUGUCGCUGGACAGUGUCAAUGGCGAGUUGGCGAAGAUUCGGCAGGUUCGAGGGCCGAGUCUUGAGGUGAAAGUGUGUAUUGCGACGCCGAGCCAGCAGUUGAUAUGGACCGAUGAGCCGUUCAAAUUGGGCGAGGCGAUGGAGGAUCGUUGGAAUGCGCUCGGGGUCGAUCAGAAACGCCAGCUAUGGCUAGAAGGAUGGUCGCCGUCAGGGCUGAAUGGGCUAAGCUGGAGCAGGCGGUGA
Messenger RNA from Zasmidium cellare ATCC 36951, 618 nucleotides. RefSeq lists its product as uncharacterized. The record is from RefSeq and is a predicted model, not a curated record. Bases 1 to 618 code for a protein of 205 amino acids. The transcript is spliced from 2 exons. Lineage: Eukaryota; Fungi; Ascomycota; Dothideomycetes; Mycosphaerellales; Mycosphaerellaceae.